Messenger RNA from Toxotes jaculatrix (banded archerfish), 1619 nucleotides. RefSeq names its product yrdC N(6)-threonylcarbamoyltransferase domain containing (gene yrdc). Gene Ontology annotation, molecular function: double-stranded RNA binding; tRNA binding; nucleotidyltransferase activity. Bases 59 to 859 code for a protein of 266 amino acids. NCBI's taxonomy places the organism in Eukaryota, Metazoa, Chordata, Actinopteri, Toxotidae. The record is from RefSeq and is a predicted model, not a curated record. Gene Ontology annotation, cellular component: cytoplasm. Gene Ontology annotation, biological process: regulation of translational fidelity. The transcript has 6 exons.
GGUGACAACAUGCUCCUCGGCUGUGAGUCGAGUCGUCCGCGGUUGUAGCUUUGGUUUGAUGAAGUCGUUCUGUAAAGUCGCUGUUGAAUUAAUCAAAUCCAGAGGAGCUCACAGUUCGACCGCAACUCAUCGACUCGGAGCGGAGAUGUGUAAAGAGCUGAAGACCCAAGUGCUGCGUUUACUGCCGCCGACCUCCAACGGGCCGGCUGUUCAUCAGGAGGGCCAAACAGAUGGUGCUGAAAUCCUGAAUUGCACGGUGAAGGCCCUGAAGGAGGGCCAUGUUGUUGCUGUGCCCACAGACACCAUCUACGGCCUGGCAUGCCUGGCCCAAAACUCUGAAGCCAUCAGAAAAACCUAUGGCAUCAAAGGGCGAAAUGGACACAAACCACUGGCCAUCUGUGUGGGAGAAAUACAGGAUAUCUAUAAGUACUGUAAGGUGAAGGUGAAGAAAGAGCUGUUAGACGAUCUGCUGCCUGGUCCAGUCACUCUGGUGUUUGAAAGGUCUGAAGAACUGAACACAGAUCUCAACCCCUUUACCUCACUUGUAGGUGUGCGGAUCCCAGACCAUGCCUUUAUGAGGCGCCUUUGCCAGAUGUGUGGGGAGCCACUGGCACUUACCAGUGCCAACAUCAGCGCACAAACCAGCACUGUUGAAGUACAUGAGUUCCAGGAGCUGUGGCCCAAACUAGCAGUGGUGGUAGAUGGCGGACCAAUAGGAGACCAGAGCCGCCUUGGAUCAACAGUGGUCGACUUAUCAGUUCUCGGCAAAUACCACAUCAUCAGGCCUGGCUGUGCCCUUUCUUCUACGGUUGAUGUGCUGGAGCGCAAAUAUGGACUGUCAGAGGACUCCGAAAAAUGACCUUUGAACUCUCCACACUCCGCAUGGCACGCUGAGACGCACAACCAGCUUUGACCUUGGGGCUUCUUCAGAAAAGAGGAAUCCUUUUCAUGUUCACAUAGAAGAAUUUGUGUUUCCCAAGAAAGACUAACGCUCAGGAACAACUCAAGUCUUAAAAUACUGAUAUUGUUCUGGUGGCUGCUUUAAGCUCUGGGGUUACUUUUUCUUUUGAUGACCAUAUUUUCUGCCUUACCAUAUGUCUACUAUCAUGAGAUUGCUUUUGCUUAUUCAGAAAAACAGAGCAAGGUCAGGAAUAUUAUGGGAUAUUUUUUACGUAAACGUAAGACAUAUUUUUUUGUAUUGUCAGAGCAAUGUGGCUUAACUAAGAAUACAAUGGUUUGAGUUAGUAUUUUAACUUAUUAUUCUGAUGGUUAGAGGUGUUAGACAUGCAGAGAUGUCAAAGAUUCAAUUUACAGCCUGAAUUAAUCUUUGUGAUGGGAGUUCUGUGAAUUGCAUGGUCUAUGCAUCAGAUUUUUAUGAGUCCAGAACUUUUUUAUUGAAAUAAAUCCAGGAGAUUCAUAAUUUGGCAGUUAAACUGUGUGAGGCUUAUACUACAACUGGUAGUGUAAUACUUCAGAGUCAGUUGGAUCAAGUGGAUGCGUGAUAUAUAUUAAUCUACCCACUUGUGUGUUAAAUAUAAGCCUUCUUUUUAAUGCACACCCCCUGAUGUAAACUUGUAUUGAUGGAAUGUACAGUGUUUGCAAAACCAAAAAAAUAUUUU